Molecule: messenger RNA, 1281 nt
Organism: Oncorhynchus kisutch (coho salmon)
Lineage: Eukaryota; Metazoa; Chordata; Actinopteri; Salmoniformes; Salmonidae
Product: adenine nucleotide translocase lysine N-methyltransferase
Exons: 6
Coding region: 141-779 (212 amino acids)
Biological process (GO): positive regulation of proton-transporting ATP synthase activity, rotational mechanism; peptidyl-lysine trimethylation; regulation of mitochondrial ATP synthesis coupled proton transport
Cellular component (GO): mitochondrion
Molecular function (GO): protein-lysine N-methyltransferase activity
Source: RefSeq, a predicted model, not a curated record
UAUUUAUUAAUGACUCAUGUGCGGGAAUUAAGCGUUUGGCCUUUUGAUUGAUGUCUACUGGCCGCCUGAAUGGCUCAUUGACCUAUAAAAUAAGGGAUUGCUAAAACGGGGGCGCGUCAGCCUAAUAGAGACAGUUUAUCAUGGAGGACUCCACAGAAUUCAUUCUCCAGGAUCAAGGCUCCAGGAUGGUCCAUAGCAGUAAGGACAACCCCAUCCUGACAGUUGCUACUGGGGCUUUUCUCGCUGGCCUCUACGGAAUGUGGACUAUGUUUGCCCUUCCUGGCUUCCGCAAAGUUCCAAGAAGACUCAAGGUGCCUUACCUGCCCUCGAGUAAAGCUCAGAUCGUAAACGUCAUGCAGCUGCUGGAGGGACGCAGAGGCCAACUAGUUGAUCUGGGAUCAGGAGACGGGAGACUGGUGUUUGCUGCCUACUCUGUUGGCCUCCAGUGUACUGGAUUUGAGAUAAACUCCAUGUUGCUGGCAUAUGCUAGAGUGAAGGCACGCUGGACAGGAGUACCACCCAGCCAGGCAAACUUUGUCAACAAGGACUUCUGGAAGACUGAUUUGUCAAACUACAACAAUGUGACUGUAUUCCUAGCCCCAGGAUUGAUGGAGGUGCUGUGUGAGAAGCUUCUGAGGGAGCUUCCCGAUGACGCGUGUGUCGUCGCCUGCCGCUUCCCCUUCCCCCAGUGGCCCCACCGAGCCUCGCAGGGCGACGGCCUCAACCAGGCCUGGGCCUAUGACAUCAGCACUGUACGCUCAGCCCUGGGCCAGGCAUGACCCUAUGACCUUAUACUGUGCAUCGAUGACUGGAUUAGUCCUAAUGUCAUUCACUGGUUCACACCAAACCCAAUAUAUGCUAAUUAUCACCCCAAAUCAAACCCAGUAUCGCCAACUGCUUCUGUCUUUGUGUACAUUUUCUUUUUUGAUUUAUUCAAAAUUCAAAAGGCACUCGCACAUCUGAGCUAUCUUUGUUGCAGGUGCAUGGUAACAGUUGAACAAGAUGAGAAAAAAGAAGAAACCUGCACACUGCUCUUGAUAGUAUCACUGCUCUUACGUAUCGGCCUCAUGGCCUUCCUCAGAGCAUUUGUGAGUUAAAAAAAUGUUUUUACACCCUUAUGUAGACAUAGCUCCACCCACAUCCGUUCAAUGCAUCGAAUGGGAUUGGAGUUGAGGGAAAAUUAUUUGAAUAUUUCUGUUAUAUUUAUUGUUAUAUUUUGUAAUGCUUACUUAAGUGUUAACAUAAAACAUAUUAAACGGGUGUUGUUGAAAGUAGACUAAA